AUAAAUGAAUCUGUCUCUCCUGCACCUAAAAUUCAACCUAUUUAUUUGAGCCCCACUUAAACCAGAUAUGUUCUGUAAUUCUAGAGGAAACCAAGUUCUAUUCGAUAACUUAUUACCCAUGCAGAUGAAAACAUUCUGAACGACUUUGAGGGACUGAUUUUGCUAUAACUACUUCACAUCCCAUUGCUCAUGUUAGAGAAAACAUCCAAAAAUUAGAAGUGAGGGACUGGUUUUGCCAUAACUACUAACAGUACGUACUACCAUAAUACCAACCCCAUUAUGUUCAGAAAUCUAGUCUAUUCAUUAUUCUUUGUUCUAAACAUUGCUGCCUAUCUUCCCAUCUCUGCUUUAAACCAUGAAGGUCUGUCCCUCCUUUCAUGGCUCUCAACCUUCAAUUCCUCCUCCUCUUCUUCUUUCUUUUCUUCUUGGAACUCAACCCACCAAGAUCCAUGCAAGUGGGCUUAUAUUAAAUGUUCCACAGAAGGUUUUGUAGUAGAAAUCGCAAUCAAGUCUGUCAACCUCCCUACCAGAUUCCCCACUGAGCUCCUUUCCUUUAACUCCCUCACCACCCUUGUCCUCUCAAAUGGAAAUCUCACUGGAGAAAUCCCAGCAUCAAUUGCAAAUCUAUCUUUGCUGACCACUCUUGAUCUCAGCUUCAAUACUUUCAAUGGAAAAAUCCCUUCUGAUAUUGGAAAAUUGUCCAAACUACAACUGUUAUCAUUGAAUUCCAAUUCAUUUGAAAGUGAGAUUCCCCCUGAAAUUGGCAACUGUUCAAAACUUCAGCAACUUGAACUCUUUGACAACCGGCUCACAGGACGAAUUCCAGCAGAAUUAUGCCAUUUAUCAGGUCUGGAAAUCCUUCGGGCAGGUGGGAAUCAUGGAAUUUAUGGAGAAAUUCCAACGGAGAUUUCAAACUGUAAAGGCCUAAUGUUUCUUGGACUUGCAGAUACUGGGGUUUCUGGGCAGAUUCCAUAUGGUAUAGGAGAACUGAAGAAUCUCAGAACUCUUUCAGUCUACACAGCAAACCUCUCCGGUGAGAUCCCACCAGAAAUUGACAACUGCUCAGCUUUAGAAAAUCUGUUUUUAUAUGAAAACCAAUUAGUUGGUCAGAUUCCUGCCGAAUUAGGCCAGUUGAAAUUUUUGAAAAGGAUCUUGUUAUGGGCAAACAAUCUAAAUGGGAAUAUACCAGUAGCUCUUGCAAACUGUUCAUAUUUGACAGUUAUCGACCUCUCUUUGAAUUCACUCAAUGGUGAACUUCCUCCACUUUCUAGUUUGGUUGCAUUAGAGGGGCUCUUGCUGUCUGAUAACAACAUUUCUGGUAACAUACCUCCAUUUAUUGGCAACUUCUCCAACAUGAAACAACUUGAAUUGGAUAACAACAGGUUCUCCGGUGAGAUUCCAGCUGAAAUUGGGCAGCUGAAGGAAUUGUCUCUGUUUUAUGCAUGGCAGAAUCAGCUCAAGGGAAACAUUCCAUUUGAAUUAGGCAGUUGUGAGAAACUUCAAGCGUUAGAUCUUUCCCAUAAUUUCCUAUCUGGACCAGUUCCAAUGUCUUUAUUCAAUCUGAAGAAUUUAACACAGAUUUUGAUGAUAUCCAAUGAAUUGUCUGGUGAGAUCCCAGCAACAAUAGGCAGCUGCACCAGCCUAAUCCGUGUACGCCUGGGAUCAAACCAAUUUUCAGGUCAAAUUCCAGCCGCCAUUGGCCUUUUAAGUCAUUUGAGUUUUCUUGAGUUGUCAGAGAAUCAAUUCUCUGGAGAAAUUCCUCCGGAAAUUGGAAACUGCACUCAGCUAGAAAUGGUUGAUUUGCAUGAAAAUAAACUUGAAGGCAUGAUUCCCACUUCUAUUGAAUCUCUUAGAAAUCUCAACAUUUUAGAUCUUUCAAUGAAUAGAAUAUCAGGAUCCAUUCCAGAGAACAUGGGAAACCUUACUUUGUUGAAUAAACUAGUUUUAUGUGGAAACUGCAUUACUGGUUCAAUACCAAAGUCCUUGGGUCUCUGUAAGGAUCUACAGUUGUUGGAUAUGAGCAUCAACAGAAUCACAGGUUCAAUCCCAAAUGAACUAGGUAGCUUGCAGGGAUUAGAUAUCCUAUUGAAUUUGAGUUGGAAUUCUCUGUCGGGCCCAAUUCCAGAAGAAUUUUCAAAUCUUUCAAGGCUUGCAAGCUUAGAUCUCUCUCACAACAUGUUGACAGGAAGUCUAAGGGUAUUGGGUACGCUUGAAAAUCUUGUUUCCUUGGAUCUCUCGUACAAUAAACUCUCCGGCCAUCUUCCCGAUACAAAGUUUUUCAGAGAGCUCCCCACCACCUUUCUUUGCGGUAAUGAAGAUCUCUGCAUCAAUGGAAAUGAAUGCAAAGCUAAAAAGAACCUCUACACCAGAAAUUUACUUCUUCGUGUUCUGCUCAGUACUAUGGCAGUUGUUGUUAUCAUAAUCUUUGGAGUCUUAAUGGUUAUCCGAACUCAUAGAGCAGAGGUCAGGAGAGAUGAGGAAGAAUACAAUGAAUCGGACUGGGAGUUCACCCCUUUUCAGAAGCUGAACUUCUCCAUCGAUGAUGUUGUUACACGGUUGUCAGAUUCCAACAUCAUUGGAAAAGGCUACUCUGGUGUGGUUUACCGUGUUGAGAUUCAAACGGGUCAGCUGAUUGCAGUGAAAAAGCUAUGGCAUGUCGAUAAUGGAGAUUUUCCAGAGAGGGACUCAUUCUCUACGGAGGUCCAGACUCUUGGAUCAAUCAGGCACAAGAACAUAGUGAGACUUCUGGGUUGCUGUACUAAAGGGAAAACUAGAUUGCUCUUGUUUGAUUACAUCAGUAAUGGGAGUUUGGCUGGAUUGCUUCAUGAGAAGAAGGUAUAUCUAAACUGGGAUUCAAGAUACAAUAUCAUAAUGGAUGCAGCCCAAGGUCUGUCCUAUCUUCACCAUGACUGUGUCCCCUCAAUUGUUCAUCGUGAUAUCAAAUCCAAUAACAUUUUGGUCGGGCCACAAUUUGAAGCUUAUCUUGCAGAUUUUGGCCUUGCAAGGCUUGUAGAUCCCUCAGAUCAUUCAAGAAAUUCCUGCACCGUAGCAGGUUCUUAUGGGUACAUUGCGCCUGAGUAUGGAUACAGCUUGAGGAUCACAGAGAAAAGUGAUGUUUACAGCUAUGGUGUGGUUCUUCUAGAGGUCUUAACUGGAAUGGAGCCAACUGACCAUCAGAUACCUGAUGGUACCGACAUUGUCAGUUGGGUUCGAAGGGUACUUGAAGAAACAGAAGUAGAAGCUGCAUCCAUUCUUGAUCAGCAACUUCAAUGCCGGUCAGGUACUCAGAUCCAACAAAUGCUUCAAGUGCUUGGUGUGGCUCUCUUAUGUGUGAACCCUUGCCCAGUUGAGCGACCCACCAUGAAAGAUGUAACAGCUCUGCUUAAGGAGAUCAGGGAUGAAACUGAGGACUUCACUAAAACAAAUUUUGUGGGCAAGCAAGUGGCUGGCAAACCCAAAGCAGCAGUCCACUGUACUAGUUUUUCUAGAUCAUCAGAACCGCUUAUCAGUUCAUCUUCCUUGUUUCUUUGCCCAAAAGAUGUAUCUGGAGCGGAUUGACUUCUUCUCAUUGACAUGUAUAGAUCUUCUUUUUGAAAUAGGACUAUUAAAUUCCAUUUUGGUUCUAA
This is a messenger RNA of Telopea speciosissima, 3626 nucleotides long. RefSeq names its product LRR receptor-like serine/threonine-protein kinase RGI2. Gene Ontology annotation, biological process: protein phosphorylation. NCBI's taxonomy places the organism in Eukaryota, Viridiplantae, Streptophyta, Magnoliopsida, Proteales, Proteaceae. Bases 280 to 3558 code for a protein of 1092 amino acids. The transcript is spliced from 2 exons. Gene Ontology annotation, molecular function: protein binding; protein kinase activity; ATP binding. The record is from RefSeq and is a predicted model, not a curated record.